UUGAAUAAAAUUAAUCAAUAGUUUAUUUAAUAAUAAUAAUUUUACACAACAAUAUGAUUUAUUAUUUACUUAAUAAAAUAAUAAUAAUAUCACUACUGAUAAAUGAAUCUCGACAAAUAUGUAUUUUUAAUAAUUAAUAAUGCGCUUGCUCGUACGCGAUAAUUAAACUCGAGAGAUCGAAGAUGAACCAGCAGCAUGGAGGCCGGAGUCUAGUCUGUGUACUUUUGGGGCGGUAGUUGUGUGUCACUGCUGUUAAAUAAAUCCACGUAAACUAAGUCAAAUAAUAUUUUAUUAAUAAUGUAUUCAAUAGUUAAUUACAAUAUUAUUAUUGUGGAAAUAAUAAAAUGACAUUUAAUUAUUAAGUGUAAAAUUGUUGUUGGUAAAAAAAAAAACCACAGACGCCAAUGUGCGUACAAACGCAACAAAAAUUUUUUAUACUCAUAUUUUAUUGACGUGUGAUAAAAGCCAAUUGGAAUUAUUUAUUUUACAUGGAUAAAAAAUAUUUCAUUUGCUGGAUACUUGAUUUAUUUUAUUAUUUUUAUUUAAAUUAAAUAAAAAUUAAUGAUUAUUAAUUUUGAAAAUUUAUAUAAAUAUUUUUUAUAUUGUGUUUAUUGUAGUUAUUGUGAUAAUAAUGACGCGCCGCAAUUCGGAGGCAGCAGCUUCCGAUGAGCGGCGACUACGAUACCAAGAGUAUUAUACGAUCAUCAGGAAAAUCAUUGUCCGUGGUGUCGAAUAUUAAAGUGAGAGUGUCGUCACGACGUGAGUUAUCGCCUUCUCCGUGUGCCAAGAAGAGACGAAAGUACAAUUGUGAAAGCUGUAAAUCAUUUAAUGAGGACAAUAUGGCAUCACAAAAUUCAAAUUCACCUGGAAUUGGAAAUUUAACAUCAUCAUUAUCAACGGCGGGAUCAUCAAUUGCAGCACCAGUAUCAUCACAGUUGCCAUCAUCAUCAUUGUCAGUAUCAACAUCAUUAUCAACGCCCUCGUCGUCUACAUCAACAUCACCGUCGCAGUCACCCUCGCCGUCACCUAUGCUGUCGCCGUCCUCCAUCUCUUCAAUGUCUCAAGGACUUCAACAAACUGCUCCUCAUCCUCAACAGAAAUCAAAUAAUUUUGAGCCACUCGACAAAAGCUCGUCCAAUACUUUGAAGAGAAAUCCUAAAAUGGAGCUGAGUAAAACCGAUCUAUUGAAACUUCUUGGAUACUUGGAAGGAGAAUUGCAAGCACGUGAUAUAGUAAUAGCUGCAUUAAAAUCUGAAAAAAUGAAACAUUUACUGAGCUCACGAUAUAGAAGUGGCACAGCAGAUCCACAUGCUGCGUUAGCACGGGAUGUAGCUAUUGUGGGUGGUGUUAUACGUAUGGAGAACAAUCAAACAGACCGACAAGUUGCUAGUCUAGAGGCCCUUGUAACUCAGCAGAGACGUAUGCAAUGUCGCAUGGCUAAAGUUCUUAAAGAAGCGGAAAUUCGACAUAGAACGGUAAUAAAAGAAUUAGAAGAAGAGAAACGUAAGCACGAACACGACACAGCACAGGGCGAUGACAUCACAUAUGGACUGGAGAAAGAACGCACGAGACUGAAAAAAGAAUUAGAAUUAGAAAGACAAGAGAAAAAACGACUGGAGAUGGAAUUGAAAAAAGAAAAUAUAGCACUUGAAGUUGAAAAAUCACGACAAAAACAAAUAGUACUUUUAUUAUUAGCAGAACGUAAAAAAAUAAUAAUGAAAUAUAUUGAAGAGAGAAAACGUUCGGAAGAUUUAGCCCAGAUAUUGAGCGAAGAAAAAGUACGUAUUGAUUCAAUGGCCGAGGGAUUAGAAGAAGAAAGUAAAAAGUCAUUACAAAUGGAGGCUGAAGUUGAAAAACAACAAGCGCAAUUUGACAUGGAACGUCAGCAAUAUCGUCAAGCGCUCGCUAAAGCUGAAAAACGUAAUAAGGAAUUGGAAGCGGAUCUUGAGGGGUUGAAAACGGAGGUUGAGUCGUGGAAAAAUGGUGCUACUAUGCGUAGUGUACGUACACCACUGGGAGUUACUCCACCUCCACCUCCAGCGAAGCCUGCUAAUUUAGCAGCAAUACCGACACUAAGACCUUCUGGUAGUGCUGCACAAUCUCUUAAAGGAUCAGCUGUUCUGGGCACUGGUACACCAAUGGUCAGUAGUAAGGUCGUUCAACCGACUGCGACUGUUUCCAGUGUACCUGUAAGCGGUCCAACUACAGGAAUUGCAAGAUCAGUGACACCGCGACAAGUAAUGAGAGGUGUUACUUAUGGAGCAGCUGUACCCGCGACACCAAUUACAAAUGUCACAACAGGUACUUCAAAUGUGUCACUUGCUAAUACCAAUGUUACGACGAUAUCUAGUGUAUGCACUACAACAACAGUCACUACUGCCCCAACAAACAUCAAUGCAACUACAGCACCACCGAUUCCUGGUGGUGUUGAAUCAACGGCCUCGGAGCCUCAGACAACGGACAAGCGUACGCUAACAUCAGCAGUACCAGUCCUAACAUCAUCAUCUUCAUCAUCAUCUCCAUCACCAUCACCAUCAUCAACAACAGCAUUAUCAUCACCUGGAGCAGGACAACUAACAGGAACUAAAAAACCUCUUAUUCCAAGAGGAAUUCCACCUCCUGUGCCGCCCAAUAAACCAGUCGUUCCACCGAAAAAAGAAGCCGCUGCUUAUAUGAGACGACCUGAUCCAAACUCAAUCCAAGAAACUUUAAAAAUAACCAAGUCUCCAGCUGGUCCAUGUCAACCACCCAUUCCAGCUUCAUCUCUCAUUCAACCAGCAUCAGUUAGUCCUAUUCCAAGUCAUCAAAUUGAAGAGACCAAGCCACGUUGAUUACUUUGUACGCAAUAUCAAGAACAACUGAAAUUAAGCUAUUGCUGAUACACAGAAAUUGAUUGUUGGAAAAUAAGAAACUUUUAUCGAAGUUUCUAUUGCACUAUUGCACUUCACGCAUUAAAAAAAAGCCUCCACUCAGGAAUAUUUUCGCAAUCAUUAUCAGGAAGCUAUGAAAUUGAUCUGAUUACGUUUGUGAUGUUACCACUGCCUCGUGAAUACUUGUGUGGAUUUUUUUUUCUGGUGAUUACUGGAGACUGUAAAAAAAAUUAUAAAAAUAAAAACAUUAAACGGUUAGUAGAAAUGUUGCUUAUAAUAAUAGACAUAAUAAAUUGCAGCUAAAUUAAUAAAACAUCACCAUGAAAAAUAAAAUAGCGAUUAUCAAAAAAACAUAAAUAAAAUAUAACGAUAGUAAUUGUAUUGAUAUGCUGGAUUUGCUACUAUGUAGACGCAUUACUAUUAAAUAAUUAUUACGCACGACAAAUUGUCGGCAUGUACAUUGAUAUAUUUCGUCCCAAAUUUUGAGUUUAAUCCAACUUGCAAUAUCGUUACAGUCUUCCAGAUAUUUCUAUAAUCAUUAAUCAUUUUAUUAUUAUUUAUUUAAUUACUAAGUAUUGCAAUAUAUUAAUAAUUAAAUGUAUUAUUAACAAGUUAAUUUAAUUCGCUCACUGUCUACAAGACACUCACUUUUAUUUGCCAGAUCAUUAGGAAAUAAAUUAAUAAACUUUUUAAAAAUAAAUAAUUGAUAGAGACAUGCGUCCAUUAUGUCUCUGAUAGUUUUUACAAAAAAAAAAAAAAAAAAAAAAUAAAAUACUCAAUCGUUUUAAUAUUUAUAACGUAUUCUCGU
This is a messenger RNA of Microplitis mediator, 3678 nucleotides long. It is a transcript of the gene Naus, whose product is annotated as CTTNBP2 N-terminal-like protein. The transcript has 8 exons. The record is from RefSeq and is a predicted model, not a curated record. The coding region runs from base 666 to 2831 and encodes 721 amino acids. NCBI's taxonomy places the organism in Eukaryota, Metazoa, Arthropoda, Insecta, Hymenoptera, Braconidae.